AUGUUGGCUUUAUCUGUGGAAAAUAAAUCGGCUUCAAUUAGAAAAGGAUUUAUGUGGAUUUACUCAGAAUACGAAACCUUAAAACGUGAUGGAAAGAAUUUCUUUUUUGGAAGCACUUUACUUGUUGUUAAAAGAGUGAUAAGGGAAUGGUUUCGCUUCUUCUCGGUAAGACGAAGUAAAGAUCCGAAUCAAAAGUAA
Clunio marinus is the source of this 198-nucleotide messenger RNA. NCBI's taxonomy places the organism in Eukaryota, Metazoa, Arthropoda, Insecta, Diptera, Chironomidae. The record is from the annotation of a GenBank genome assembly.